This is a messenger RNA of Anolis carolinensis (green anole), 1531 nucleotides long. It is a transcript of the gene oosp3, whose product is annotated as oocyte secreted protein family member 3. NCBI's taxonomy places the organism in Eukaryota, Metazoa, Chordata, Lepidosauria, Squamata, Anolidae. The coding region runs from base 55 to 1464 and encodes 469 amino acids. The transcript is spliced from 9 exons. The record is from RefSeq and is a predicted model, not a curated record.
GCCUGAGGAAUCCAGUUCCCACCUGAUUAAAUAAUUGAAUAGGAGCUGAAAGUGAUGAAGAUAGAUCUAAGGAUAUGGGCUUUAUUCCUUCUCAUUACUGGUGUUUCUACUCAAAACACCUCAGUGUCUGUGUCAUGUGGAAGUUCACACCUAACAAUUGCUGUGCCAGUGGCUCUCUUUGGUUCUGGCGUGGUGGUUGAUGCUGAUGAACUGACCCUCGGAACUGGCUGUGCGGUGACUGCUGUGCACACAAAUGUACUACUGCUGGAAUACCCUCUCUUUGCAUGCGGGGCCACAAGAAAAAUUCUGCCAGAUAGCAUUCACUAUAGAAAUAUUCUCCACUAUGUACCUUCAGCUGCAAAUGGGGUGAUCCGGUCCAGUGGCUUCUCUCAUCCCAUAGACUGUUUCUACCCCAGGUCGUGGAAUGUCUCUUCACUUGGACUUAAGCCCACUUGGGUCCCCUUCACUUCCACUGUGGUGGACAGACAGCGCUUGGACUUUGCCCUGGAAGUCUAUGACAGUUCCUGGUCGCUACCCAUGCCUGACCCUGUUUACUACCUUGGGGAUCAAAUCAACAUCCAAGCAUCUGUUAAAAAGGGGAGCCAUGUGCCUCUGAAGGUCUAUGUGGAUGAAUGUGUGGCCCGUCCCAGUGCAGAGUCCUCUGUGAAAUAUGAAGUCAUCACAAACCAUGGGUGCUUUGUGGAUGGACAGCAAAGUAGCUCCCGCUUCCUUGCCACACGAGUAGAUGGGAUCCUCCGCUUUCAGCUAGACACCUUCACUUUCACUGGGGUCUCCAAUAACCAGAUUUACCUCAUAUGUCACUUGAAGGCCGUGUCCACCAGUGCUACAAACCAUCUCAACAAGGCAUGCUCCUAUGAUCGGUCAACUGCAACUUGGAGCUCGCAUGAAGGAGCAGAUUGUUCCUGUUGUGCAUCUCGUAGUGGCUGUAAUGGCAGGAGGAGGAGGAGGAGAAAGAGGGGGCACCACGAGAAGAAAGGGCUGUUUGGAGAAACAGAUAUCAAGCUUGGUCCAAUUGAACUGAAAACAGAGCAGGUGAACUCCUCCAUGCUGAAUGCCUCCAGUACCUCUGAACAUGAUCCUUUUGUGGCUACUUCUGUGACAUCUAAGACACCGCGUGAUGCCAGGAUAUCAGCUAACCAAGUAGUGAAUAUUAUCAUGAGAGAAGGAGUGAAGGAAGACUCAUCUGGUAUCAAUCUCCCUUUUUCCACUGCCACCCUGGUGAUAAUUGUUGCUUCUUUGGUCAUUGUCCUGGUCUCUGUCUUGGGCUGUUACUGCUCCUCCAAGCGCUCCCACAGAGGAUACCACAUGGGUGCUGCCCGUGCCCCCCUGGGGCAACCAGGUGCUGUUCCGAUGGCACCAGCAGCUGUUGGCUCAUCUGGGUCUGCAGUUUCUGGGGAAUCCAGUACUGCCUCCAAGAAACCUGAUGGGGCAUCCUUGCAGUGAGUGGACAACUUACUGUCUAAACUGCAAUUAUUUAGCAAAUAAAGAUUUAGCUGUGCAAGAAACACAA